AUGGCGGGAGACCUUUCGUUACAGUUACUUAAGCAAAUGCAACGUGAAAUGCAAGAGAUGAGGGUCGAGAUAGCUGCAAUGCGGGCUGAAAGAGCAAAUGUUCAAAACAGAUUACCUACACAUUCUGUGCACUUGGAAACAGUGAACAUUGAAAGUGAAGAGAGUGGUCAUCAGGCCACUAUAGGAGAGGGACGGAGGAGAAAAAAUGAUGUUCAAUUAAAUAUCAACGGAGGAGGGGUGAACAGACAUGACGAACAAGAAAGAAGAGGCGAUGGAGGAGCAAAUGUCCGAAAUAGAGGAGAACAAGAUGGAAAUGGCCACGAACAGAGUAGACGUAGAGGUGAGGAGAACAAUCUGAAUGUAGCUCAGAGGAAUGGUGUCGUCAAGGUGGAAGGUGAAAACAGUGGAGCCAACUUCAACAAUCAUAAUGACGACCAUCGAAAUGUAUCGGACGGACGGGGCACGACUGUAGCCGAUCGGGACCCUGAUAGACCCGAUCAAGCAGAGGGGCUCCACCUUUUCACUGCACGCGUAAUGCGAAUGGCUAUGCCAGAAAAUAAAGUAUUGCCUACGAUGGAGAGAUAUGGAGGUUCGACGGAUCCCAUCAAGCACCUCCGAUCUUUCAUCGACGCUAUGGCAGUAUAUUCAUCCGAUGAAAUGGUGUGGUGUCGAGUUUUCUCCUUGUCACUAAAAGGAGAGGCUUUGGAUUGGUUUCAUUCACUUUUACCCCAAACGAUUGACAGUUUCGCUACCUUUAGAAGAUUGUUCAGUCAACAAUACAUAUCGAGCAAGACACCCGGGAUGACUUAUACAACCUUGAUGAGGAUGAGACAAGGAAGAGAGGAGUCACUUAAAGGAUUCAUGGAGAGAUUCAACAGAACAGCACGACAAGUACGUAAUAUUGAUCAGAGGUUAAUAGUCAGUGCCUUAACUUCUGCUCUGAAACCUGGACCGUUCGUGGAUUAUUUGUAUGCUGAGGAGCCCCAAAAUAUGGCUGAGUUACAGAAUAAGCUAACCAGCUUCAUUCGUAUAGAAGAAGGCAGAGCCUAUCACAAGGGGCAAGAAAUUGAACCAAGAGGACAAAUAAAAAAGGAGAAUACAAAUCGGAGAAUACCCAGAAUAGAAGAAGGACCGAACGGGCAACGAAGAGUAGAACAAUCAUGA
Molecule: messenger RNA, 1164 nt
Organism: Vigna radiata var. radiata (mung bean)
Lineage: Eukaryota; Viridiplantae; Streptophyta; Magnoliopsida; Fabales; Fabaceae
Exons: 1
Coding region: 1-1164 (387 amino acids)
Source: RefSeq, a predicted model, not a curated record